AUGCCUUGUGCCUUGGAUGAUUCCGAUGAGCCUGCAAAGUCACAAUUCUCCGGGAGGAGUCUCCUGGGAAAACUUUUCGACGAUCCGUUACACUUUUUUCACGGAGUGGAAGGCGCCCCUGGCGGGGCAGGCCUUCUCUACGGGCGCCCUGCUCUUAGGGUGCUAGCGGGUGCUAAGUUCCAUCGGGUUUGUUCCGCUAGGCGCAACGUGCCUUGGGGAAUUCUCUUGCACGUUUGGCUUAAGGGAUUUCUAUAUCCACGUCACUUCUACUUUUUGUCUGAGGCUGAGUUCAAACUUCUCAGCGAUGCUAAUGGCUUCUCUCCGAUUGAUGGUGUAGAGUUUCCGUCAACUGACUCGACGAUCCUUUCUCCUCCUUCAGGCAAAGUAGGCAUUUAUCUGAAAACCAUUAAUAAUUGUCUGUGCCUUCCUCUCAGCGACUUUUAG
Messenger RNA from Lactuca saligna, 444 nucleotides. Lineage: Eukaryota; Viridiplantae; Streptophyta; Magnoliopsida; Asterales; Asteraceae. The record is from the annotation of a GenBank genome assembly.